CUCUUUAAUCAGUAAAAUGUAAGAGCAAAUCAAUUUCGAGUUUUGUAUUCAAAUUUCUUCAAUUUUAGGGUUUCAAACUCUGAUUCUAGUGAUCUGAUCUAAUGGAGCCUCCGUUGCAGGAUACGCCAACAAAUUACGGAAGCUCAAACGGGUCUUGGUCUAAUAGUCCUAAAAGGAAGAAAAUGUCGAGUGAUUCAAAAGAAUGCGAUAGUGCAUCAGCCACUAGAAAUCCUUUUGAUGGAACUGAAAAGAAGAAGCGUAAGAUCUCUCCGAAUGUUAUUGAUUUUUCCGACCCAUUUGCAUUCACUAAUAUGCUUGAAACCCAUACUACUGGUGGCAAAUAUGGUAGUGCAACAAAAGAAGUAGAAGCCCUUUUUUCUAGGAAUGCACUUUUGGUGAGCAAAAUGCUUGCUUUGCAUCCUUAUCUUUCUAAUGUGUCAAUGGAUAUCGGAAAAUGCCAGAGGAAAGAGGCUUCAAAGGUGCCAAAUCGACAGCUUGCUCAUUUGUCACGGAAUUUUUUCAUUGACUUGGAGGAUGACUCAGUUAGAAGUGGUAUCACAUCAACAGCGUCACCUGUAGUGGUUCUUGAUUCAGAUAAUGAAGAAAACAAAAAUCCGAGGCCUCUCUGCGCUUUUCAGGAAAUUGUAUUGAAGAAACCAUCUGAGGUGUUACACUCCAAGGAGGAGAAGAUUGGUGUGAUUGAUGUGUUUCAGGUUGGGGAGUGUAUGAGUAAUAAGAGUAAUCCGAAAGAAUAUGUUGGUCUAACCAGUGAAACUGAUCUCAAGAAGGAUGAAGGUGUUUAUCUUGGUGUUGAAGAUGCUGAUACUCAAAGUGAGAAUGGAGAUGAUGGUUUAGGAGAUAUUUGGCAGGAGAUGUCAAUGGCAUUAGAGAUUUCCAAGGAUGGUUUUGAGGAUCUUUCAAGUGAACGGAUGUCAGAUGAUGAGGAUUGCGACCAUUCUUUUGUAUUGAAGGAUGAUAUUGGUUACGUGUGUCGCAUUUGCGGAGUUAUUGAUAGAGGAAUUGAGACCAUAAUUGAGGUCCAGUUUAACAAGGUUAAAAAGAGUACACGCACUUACGCCGUAGAAGGAUGGAAUGCCAAAUAUAGAGGGUCGACUGAAACUGUUGGGAUUAAGUUGUCUGAAGGUGAUCUAACAGUAACUGACAUAGCUGCACAUUCAAGACAUAUGAAGCAAAUGAAACCUCAUCAAUUAGAGGGCUUUAAUUUUCUACUGAGCAAUUUGGUAUCAGAGAACCCUGGGGGCUGCAUCCUGGCCCAUGCACCUGGAUCUGGAAAGACGUUUAUGAUAAUCAACUUCAUGCAAAGUUUCCUAGCCAAAUAUCCACAAGCUAAACCACUAGUAGUUCUUCCGAAAGGUAUCUUGGCUACAUGGAAAAAGGAAUUCCAUACGUGGCAAGUAGAGGAUAUUCAACUGCUUGAUUUUUAUUCUGUGAAAGCUGAGAAUAGGUCUCAGCAAUUAGAGGUGCUGAAGCAGUGGGUUGGGAACAAGAGUAUCCUUCUUCUGGGGUACAAACAGUUUUCUACCAUAAUUUGUGAUGGUGGAAACGGCCAGACUUCCGUUUCUUGCCAGGAGAUACUGCUCAAAGCACCUUCAAUUCUAAUUUUGGAUGAAGGCCACACACCAAGGAAUGAAAAUACCGAUGUGUUACAAUCCCUUGCGAAAGUUCAAACACCUCGAAAAGUUGUACUUUCAGGAACUAUCUAUCAAAAUCAUGUCAAAGAGGUAUUUAACAUAUUGAAUCUUGUUCGGCCAAAGUUUCUCAGGUCAGACUCUUCGAAGUUAAUAAUGAGGAGGGUAAUGAGCAAGGUACAAAUACCUGGUGGGAGGAAACAGUUCAAAGCCGGAGCAGAUGCUGCUUUUUAUGAUUCGGUGGAGCACGCUUUGCAGAAGGAUGAGAAUUUUGAGAGGAAAGUCUCAGUCAUACAUGAUCUACGUGAGAUGACCAGCAAAGUUCUUCAUUACUACAAAGGUGAUUUUUUGGAUGAGCUUCCUGGACCUAUUGAUUUCACUGUUGAACUUGGUCUUAGUCCCAGACAGAUGGAUGAAGUUCAGAAGCUAAAAAGAUAUCAAAGGAGGUUCAAGAUUUCAUCUGUUGGUAGUUCUCUUUAUUUACAUCCUAGACUGGGUUCUUUCUCUGAGAAAUGCGACACGACUGAUGAUAAUAUCAAUGACAAGAUGGAUGAUUUGUUAGACAAAUUAGAUAUCAAAGAAGGAGCCAAAGCAAAGUUCUUUCUUAAUAUGUUAAAUUUAUGUGAAUCAGCCGGUGAGAAGCUCCUUGUUUUUAGUCAGUAUCUAAUCCCCUUAAAUUUUUUAGAGAGAUUAUCUGUGAAAAUGAAGGGUUGGCAUUCAGGAACUGAGAUUUUCUCAAUCACUGGUGAAUCAAGUAAUGAACAAAGGGAGUUGUAUAUGGAUCGCUUCAACAACUCUCCCGAUGCUAGAGUUUUCUUUGGAUCUAUCAAGGCUUGUGGAGAGGGAAUUUCUUUGGUCGGGGCAUCACGAAUUAUAAUCUUGGAUGUUCAUCUUAACCCAUCCGUCACCCGACAAGCCAUAGGCCGUGCAUUUCGACCUGGACAAAAGAAGAAAGUGUAUUCCUAUAGACUGAUAGCAAGUGAUUCUCCUGAAGAGGAGGAUCAUGCUACUUGUUUCAAGAAGGAAUUAAUCGCAAAGAUGUGGUUUGAGUGGAACAAGUAUUCUGGUGACCAAGUGUUUGAUAUGGAAAGUGUUAACAUGAAUGAGUGCAAUGAUCUGUUUUUGGAAAGUCCAUUGUUAAGAGAAGAUAUUAAGUCUCUGUACAAAAGGUAGAUGCCAAGACCGUGGCCAGGCAGCUACCAUGAACACAAGUAAUUUCUCACUUUUUUUGUAGUAAUUCAGUCCACAAUGUAGGUAAGUUUCAUAUGAAAUCAAAUAUUAACCAGCUAUAGAAAUCACCUUCGUUGACAGUUCCAGUUGACUUUUGUA
Messenger RNA from Hibiscus syriacus, 2978 nucleotides. Its product is annotated as protein CHROMATIN REMODELING 35-like. Lineage: Eukaryota; Viridiplantae; Streptophyta; Magnoliopsida; Malvales; Malvaceae. Gene Ontology annotation, molecular function: ATP binding; ATP-dependent chromatin remodeler activity. Gene Ontology annotation, biological process: gene silencing by siRNA-directed DNA methylation. The transcript has 7 exons. Bases 102 to 2822 code for a protein of 906 amino acids. The record is from RefSeq and is a predicted model, not a curated record.